Messenger RNA from Solanum tuberosum (potato), 2814 nucleotides. RefSeq lists its product as uncharacterized. NCBI's taxonomy places the organism in Eukaryota, Viridiplantae, Streptophyta, Magnoliopsida, Solanales, Solanaceae. The transcript is spliced from 3 exons. The record is from RefSeq and is a predicted model, not a curated record. The coding region runs from base 1 to 2814 and encodes 937 amino acids.
AUGGCUAUGGCAUGGAUAUCUUUUCCAAACCUAUUGCCCACCUUCUUUGUAAAAGAAUGCUUAUUUUCUAUUGCGGCAGUAGUGGGUAAACCAAUCCAAUUAGAUCAAGCAACGAUUAAUAAGACACGACCUAGUUGUGCGCGAGUGAAGGUGCUGGUGAAUUUAAAAGGGACUUUUCCUAAGGUGGUGAAGAUGAAUAUUGAAGAUGAGAAGACCGGAGAAGUGAGAACUACUAUGGUGGAGAUCAAAUAUGACUAUGUUCCAAAGUACUGUGGUGAAUGCAAAAUGCAAGGACAUGAUAGGGAAGAUUGUCGAGUUCUCAAACAGUCAAAAGGUAAGGAAGAACACAAAUUUCAGCAUGUGAAUCACAAUAUUCAAAACACUCAGAUCAUGCAGGAUACUCAACCAAAGCAGAUUCCAAGACUACAAACCGGAAAAUCCAAAGUGCUUUCAAGUGGAAGAGUAGUUGGAAAUCCGGGCAACUGGAAUGUGGUUAAGGACAAGAGGAUAUUUGUUAAUAGUAACAAACAAUCUCCUCUCGUUGUAGCUAAUAAAUUCCAAGCUUUGGUUAGUGGAGAAACUAUGCAAGCAGACUGUAGUACUCAAGGUAACAAUACAAAUAUUAUGAGCAGCCAUCAACAAACUAACAAGGAAGAUAAUGAGAAAGGAUGUAACAAGUCAACAAAAGGCUGGGUCGCUAAGGUUUUUUGUCCCAGCUUGCAGAAGGAAAAGUCGCCAGUGGUGAGUAGUCCGGGCAAGGGUAAAAAUUCUUCAACAGUGAAUAAUGUACCUGAUCAACAACAAAUCAACAAGGUAGAGCAGCUCAAAGGAGAAACAAAUGUUAAGAUGACCUCAACAGAGGAAAAUGAGAAGAUACAGAUUACAGAAGAAGUAAAAGGGGAACAUGUUAUUGAUAGUUGCAGCAAUAAUUGUAAUAACCAAGCACUUCCAGGAAAUCCAGACCAUGGGAAAGAGGUUAGCAAUAGUACCAAUAUUUGCCUAGUAGAUGGAGGAGAGAUUAAGCAGAUUGAAUAUGAAAAUGAUAGAUUAGCAUUGGUAGAGAUACCUGAGGCUAUGCAGAUAGAUAAGUCACAGAUGAUUAGGAUGAAAUCUCCUAACAGAGUUUUGCAUGAUAUAGUAUCUCAUAAUAUUGGAGAAACCCCUAUUGCAGAAGCUGCAUAUUUAAAUCAAAUAGCUCAAGGUAUCACUGAAGCAGAGAUGUCAGAUGAUUUACUGGAGAAUGUUUCUACAGAAGCAGAUCUGUCACCAAGGAUUUUGAAGGCUGCUAGAAAAGGGAAGAAACAAGGCAAUGGAGAGCAUAUUCAAUCUAUCAGGUGUGAAGUUACUGAGGACAGACAUAGGAAACCUUUUAGGUUUCUUAAAUUCUGGACUGAGAAUGACUCUUUCAAGGAUAUUGUUAGACAAAAUUGGUCCUCCGGUGACUCUCAGAAUCCUUUCCUAGAUUUCAAAGAGAAUAUCAAGAAGGUAAAAUCAGCAUUGACAAAAUGGAGUAGAGAUACUUAUGGUGAUAUUUUUAAGCAACUCAUAAUUAGAGAAGAUAUUGUGAAGAUUAAAGAAAAGUUGUUUGAUGAGGUGCCUACAGCUGAAAAUAGAGAAGUACUGCAAAGAGCGCAAGCUGAACAUAGAAGAUAUCUUCAUUUUGAAGAGAUUUUCUGGUUCUUCCAUAGUAUUGUGAAAGGGAGAAGGAAGAAACUUCGAUUGCAAAGGAUUAAGAGUAAUCAAGGGACGUGGUUGGAGAAUGAGCAAGACAUAGCAGCAGAAGCCGUUAAUUUUUAUCACAAUCAAUUCUCCCAAGAUAGAGAUGCCACAUCUUUCUCACUUCUUACUCAUAUUCUAGAAUCUAUCAGGAAGGAAGAAAAUUCAGAGUUUUGUAAACUACCAGAUAUAACUGAAGUUAGAAGGGCUAUCUUUGAACUAAAUGGCGAUAGUUCUAGUGGUCCAGAUGGUCUAACGAGAAGAUUCUAUCAAAGCUAUUGGGAAAUAGUAGGGAACGAUAUCCUCAGAUUGGUGCAUGAUUUUUUCAGGGGUAACACUCUUCCUAAAUAUAUUACUCAUACUAAUUUGGUUCUUUUACCUAAGAAGGAAAAUGUACAAGAUUUUACAGAUCUGAGACCAAUUAGUUUGAGCAAUUUCAUUAACAAAGUCCUCUCCAGAAUUGUUCAUAAUAGAAUAGAAGUUCUUCUACCUAGAUUGAUUUCUUCGAAUCAAUCAGGUUUUGUUAAGGGUAGAAGUAUCAUUGAGAAUGUGUUGCUGACUCAAGAGAUUGUUACUGAUAUUAGGAAGAGGGGUAAACCUAUCAAUGUUAUCAUGAAGCUUGAUAUGGCUAAAGCUUAUGACAGAGUAUCUUGGUAUUUUUUGAUAAAAGUGCUUAGGAAAAUGGGAUUUUCAGAAGUAUUUAUUGAUUUGAUUUGGAGAUUAAUCUCAAAUAACUGGUACUCAGUUUUGGUUAAUGGUCAAUCACAUGGAUUCUUUCAUUCUACUAAGGGAGUGAAGCAAGGUGAUCCUCUGUCCCCUGCUUUAUUCAUUCUUUCAGCAGAAGUGUUAAGCAGGGCCUUAAAUUCUUUAUUUGAAGAUGGUCAAUUUGUAGGGUAUGGUUUACCUAAGUGGAGUGCUAAGUUGAAUCAUCUUUCAUAUGCAGAUGACACUAUUAUAUUUGCAUCUACUAAUAAGUAUUCUUUGGAGAAAAUAGUGUCAAUUUUGCAGGAGUAUGAGGUCCAAUCAGAUCAGAAGGUCAAUAAGGAUAAGAGUGCUUAUUAUCUACCUCAAAAUGCAGCAGCUGAAGUGAUACAAUAG